Molecule: messenger RNA, 901 nt
Organism: Trichomycterus rosablanca
Lineage: Eukaryota; Metazoa; Chordata; Actinopteri; Siluriformes; Trichomycteridae
Exons: 3
Coding region: 240-893 (217 amino acids)
Source: RefSeq, a predicted model, not a curated record
CUGGUGCUGCUUCACUUUGAGACGGAGCAUCAAAGCAGCAGCAGCUAAAAUGUUCUGGUUUAAGAAGUUGUGGUGUUGUAGCGCCCCGGCCGACGAGGAUGAGGAGCCACACAGACCCAAACCUGAAAAGAAGGAGAAGAAGAAGAAGAAAUGGUGGCGGAGACUCAAAAAGAAGGCGAGGCAGGAGGACACAAAUGUGGAGGAACAACAGGUAAAUAGGAAACAAAGAGAACGCAGGGAUGAGUACCCAGUUUCUGCAGGACCAAGGGCAGGAACCAGAGGUACAGGUGGUACAGAUGGAAGAGAAGAACCAGGUGGAGCCGAGCAUGGAGGAGAAUCAGAUGAUGCUAAACGAGGAGAACGCAGGGAUGAGUACACAGGUUCUACCCGACCAAGGGCAGGAAUCAGAGGUACAGAUGGUACAGAUGAACCAGGUGGAGCCGAGCAUGGAGGAGAAGAACAUGGAGAAGAAGCCAGAAGAGCAGAACCCGGUUAUAGAAGGGAUUGAAGCAGAUCCACUUCAGGCUGUUCUGGAAAAGAUCUUCAGGUCCUCUGAUGAAGUGGUGCAGCAGCAGAACGUUCAGGACGAGCACGUUCUGAUUGCUCCCACAUUUAUAAGCCAACUUGAAGAGUGUGAAAAACUGAUGGAGACCACAAUGGAGAAUCAAGGCAUGUUGGACCCCGCCGGCGCCCCUGUGUCCCCCCUCUACAUGCUGAAGAUAAAUAGAACGAGCCGCUGGACCGUGCGCCCUGUAAUGGUGCUGCCAUCCUCACAAUACGUCUCAUCGGCUCUGCUGUGUUCUGCACUGCUGUGGCGUCCUUCAGAACGUCCUCGCUCCACAGGGAUCGUCCAGAAACUUUUCCGUCAUCAAAAUAAAAAUAAAGUUCAUUAAAAAAUAAA